UUUUAAAAUUCACCAAUCUGUGGUUGUCAAAUCCAAAUGUCAUUGUAAUUCGGGACACUUCAGUAUUUGAGUCAAAAAUAUGGGAGCAGAGCAAUCGGCAUUGUUGGCCUGCACUCAGACGGGCAUCCAUGAGGAUCGCCUGGAAAUGGAUAACUCAAAGUUGUUCUUUCAAUUGUACUUUGAUAGGAUGCCCCAGCCUGUGACGGGUCCCGUGACAGAAGCGCUGCUCCACUUGGUGGAUAAAGUGAAUGUGGCUGGGGCUAAUAAUGCUGAUGAAACCCAAUCGAUCAAGGACGAAUGUAAUAGCGGGGAAAGCGACACCAUAUCGGUGCUCAGUAAUGACAGUGAAGUCUCGACACCAAGUUUGGAUGUGGAAAUAGAGCCCAUACAGAUAGCCGAAUUUGAGCCGAUAGAUCAAUACAAUAUGCCUAUUGAGGAAACCGAUCAGACAUAUACGCUACCAUUGUUAAAAUAAAUAUGUAGAUUAAUUU
This is a messenger RNA of Drosophila melanogaster (fruit fly), 491 nucleotides long. RefSeq lists its product as uncharacterized. Bases 80 to 475 code for a protein of 131 amino acids. Lineage: Eukaryota; Metazoa; Arthropoda; Insecta; Diptera; Drosophilidae. The record is from RefSeq and is marked reviewed. The transcript has 2 exons.